CCCUGCGGCUCACCGAGCGGCUCGAUUGACUACAAUGAACCGCGCAAAGAGCAAAAGACAGACACCUGUUCCGCGCGGCGGCCCUGGCGCGAGCUGCUCUCCCCGAUACCCGCGGUGGGCAGGAAGGCGAGGCGGCGGCUGACGAGCCGAGGAUCCAGGCUGAAUCAGGGUCGGGGUUAGGGUCGCGGUCCUUCUCCCACCCCUCAGCAGCUAUAUUCCUACUUUAUUAUAAAGAACUGAAGCCCCAGCAUCCGUAAAAAAGCUGGAAAACAUUUUUAGUUAGUGCCUGGCAUUAUUGACCUGUCAGACUCUUCUUCCUGAGGCUGAGUUCCAUGUUGACCUACACCAUGGCAUUGGAGUGCUUCAAAAACUGCUGCAAGAUCUUCCUGCACAAGGACAAGGGGGUCGAGGACCAGAUGAUAAAAGUGACGCCAGCUCCCACCAAGACAGUGAUAACAAGGCAAGCUCCUGAUGGCCAGAAGAAGGUGCCCGGGGUGUCGGAGGACUAUCUCAUAUCCAAGCUACCCCCGGACGGGAGGGAAGUGCCCUUUGUGGUCCCCCUCUUCCGACCUUCCUACGUCCAGCCCAGUGGCUCCCUGUAUUCCGCCUACCAGAAAGGUCUGCAAGGCUCGGCCCGGGGCGCCUAUGCUGACAGGAAGGCUGAACUUUCUGGGACCGGUCACGUUGUCUUCAACCCCAGCAGCAAUCUCUACCACAGUAGCGUGGUCGACUUAGUGUCCCCUGGGUCGGCACGGAGACCCAUGCCCGGAAGCAAGACUGCUGCCCUGCAUGGAUCUGUGUGGGAUCUGAGAAACAGGAAAGAUUUUUCGAGCUCCGCACUGGACCUCCCUCACCCUCAGAGUCACAUGCAGCGCUACGAUUCGGUGUCCAGCGUACAGAGCAGCACGUCUUCCAUGAGAGACUCCCUUGGAAGCAGCCGUAGCCUGGAGUCCAUCACACUGUCUGGAGAUGAGAGAGAGACGGGGAAGCUGAAUAUCCGGCUGAGUUACCAGGAGGCCCGGGAGCAGGUCUGGAUAACGCUAGUGCAGUGUAAAGACCUGAACAUCUCGACGGACUGUGGAGAGCAGCAGAAGGUUGGGAUCAAAGGGGUCAUCACCGUGCCGAAGCCAGUGCAGUUCAAGAGCUCCAUCAAGGAGGGCUCUUCUGAUGUGGAGUUCAUGGAGACGUUUGUCUUUGCGCUGCCACUGCAGCAGCUACGCACAGCAGGCCUCGCGUUCCGCCUGCAGACCCACGUCCCCCGCAAGCGCACGCUGGGUGAGUGCGCUCUCUCCCUGCGCCAGCUGGGGCCUCAGGAGACCCAGCACUGGCUGGAGGUCCGACCGCCAUCCAAAGCCCCAGUGUGCCAUGCGGAGUUACACCUGGGCACUUGUUUCCAGGCUGUCAGUGGACGCAUUCAGUUCCAGGUGCUGGGAGCACAGAACAUCUCCACUUCCUCAGCACCUUUCAGCCAAAGCAUCUUUGUGAAAGUAGAGAUGCACGCACUGGGUAGGCUUGUGACCAGGAAGAAAACACGUGUCAUGAGGUCCUCUGGCGGUCAGGUACGGUGGGCGGAGACAUUCCUGUUCCCUCUGGCAGCACAUGAACAAGGACUUUACUUUUUGGUCAAGCUGUACAGCCGCAGCUCCGUGCGCAGAAAGCACUUUCUCGGUCAGGUGCACCUGGGCUUCGAGAGCCCCUCCGCUGAUGCUGUGGAACAAUGGAGGGACACCAUCACACACCCUGAAAAGUUGGUGAUCUGGUGGCAGAAAGUGAGUGGCAGCUGAGAGACCCGAGGGCUCACAUGCAACUACUCCUGCCAGUGUGCACUGGACUUAUGCUCUGUCCGCUCCGUCCGCUCCAGCCCAACCGUUUGCCUGUCAUUAACCUGCUGUAGAACCCACGUUCCAGCUCUUCCACUGUCGCAUGUACUGCUGCUUGUGCUCCUGAAAGAGACUUGACCUAGGGACACUCAAUCUGACAGUGAUGUAGCAUGAUGCCAGAUGUAUGUUGUCUAAUGGUGUCCUUCUGAAGACAUAAAUGCUAGUGUCAGGGUCCCAGCAGAGGCUAGAUAGUAAGCUGUUUUCUUGGCUGUGGAAGUCCUGGCAAGAUUGUGUGAUGGAGAAAGACAACUAACUAUGAAAACAGUUCUUGCAUUUUGUCUGAUAACCUAAAGUACUUCUAUAAUUUCAUGCAUCUGAAAUUUUAUUGCAUUGCUCCUGGAACUAGCCUGUAUCCUUAUGGAAAGGAGCUCCAUGUAGCUCAAAUUUAAGCAUCUGUGUGCCUAUGAAAAUUAUAUAUACACAUUUUAUUUAUCACAAAGAUGUAUAGAUAAAAGGAACUGUAAUACUGAGAAUUUUAAUCCUCAAUGGGAAAAAAUAGUAGUGCUUGGUUUUAAAUAUUGUUGCUAAAAAAAAUAUUUUGUACUGAAGUGUUUCACUGUUGACUUUUUUUUUGUA
Messenger RNA from Scleropages formosus (Asian bonytongue), 2456 nucleotides. RefSeq names its product tandem C2 domains, nuclear (gene tc2n). The coding region runs from base 333 to 1784 and encodes 483 amino acids. The record is from RefSeq and is a predicted model, not a curated record. Gene Ontology annotation, cellular component: nucleus. The transcript has 12 exons. Lineage: Eukaryota; Metazoa; Chordata; Actinopteri; Osteoglossiformes; Osteoglossidae.